Molecule: messenger RNA, 2661 nt
Organism: Notolabrus celidotus (New Zealand spotty)
Lineage: Eukaryota; Metazoa; Chordata; Actinopteri; Labriformes; Labridae
Gene: apcdd1l
Product: adenomatosis polyposis coli down-regulated 1-like
Exons: 4
Coding region: 438-1988 (516 amino acids)
Biological process (GO): negative regulation of Wnt signaling pathway
Cellular component (GO): plasma membrane
Molecular function (GO): Wnt-protein binding
Source: RefSeq, a predicted model, not a curated record
CUCAUGCACGCACACACUCGCUGCACAUGCAUGGAGUGGAACUGAUCCACAGGGCUGCACAGUAGUGAGGCAACAGUGUGUGUGAGAGAGAGAGAGAGAGAGAGAGAGAGAGAGAGAGAGAGAGACUGACUCCCUCUUGCAAACUUCAAGAGAGCUGCAGAGUGGAGAAGUUGCAUGAAGCGUGUUGUUCCAACUAAGGACUUUCCUAUCAGACCAUGGAGACCCAGAAGUGGAGGUAGAAGAAGAAGAAGAAGAGAGGAAAGAGAAAGUUUCUCCUGGCUGAGGAGGAGACCAGAGUUUCAUUGAAGGAUUACUGGACUCUUCGUUUAUGUGCACGUCAUGGUGAUCUCCUACAUGAGCGUCUCUCGUUGACAGGAGCUCCUCUGUGUUUUGGAUUUCUCCGGGAUCAAAGUUUGUUUUCCAAGCAGACUGUGUGAAUGAAGUGUGCGGAAGCAGGAAACAUGUCAAACGGACGUCUCAGUCACCUGUUGAGGGGAGUUUGGCUGCUGGGGCUGUUGCAAGCUGUGUUUGUGGCUGGAACAGGAAGUAAACUAUGGGAGGUACCCACGACUUCCUUUACUUCUUCCUCAAACCACAGUGAGAGCCUGCAGUGGGAGCAUGACUGUCAGUACCGCCAUCUACAGGACAGAGUGAGAAUCACUGCAGACAUCCCCCCAAGACUUGAUGGCACAUGGGUGUCAACAAGAUGCGAAGUUCGGCCCGGUCCAGAGUUCCUGACCCGCUCCUACACCUUCCACCCCAGCCGUCACUUCCAGGCCCUGCAGCACUACUACACAGACAGCGGCUGUGAGGACCCGGCGUAUUCCCUGAUGAUCAAGGGGAAGCUCCGUCUACGUCAGGCCUCCUGGAUCACACAAGGGGCCACAGAAGCUGAACACCACCUGAGCAAGGUGGGCAUUGUUGUCCACAGUCUUGCAGCCAAACAGAGGCUGGCCUCCAGGCUACCUCCGGCCUGUUUGGGUACAACUCUGGGUCGCGUGGUGCCAGGGAAGCUGUAUGAGCUGUACAACACACGGGCAGGGAGGGGAUGUCUGGUAGCGCUGGGUUUCUCUAUGCUGGAGAUGGAACUGAUUCGGGUGGAGACGCAGUACCACAGCCAUGGAGGAAAGGUCCAGGAGCUGUUUUUGGGGGAUGUUCACACUGACUGGACCCAGAGGACUCAGUAUAGACCUACAGGAUAUCAACAUCCACUGCAGCAUGUCAUGCAUCAUAUCCACCCCUGCCCUGUGUGUGCCCUGGUGUACCGCUCCUCAGAGCAGCGCCCCCCAGUGUUGCACCGCGGCCCCGCCCUGUCUCUGUCUCUUGAAGGCCACUGGGUCAGCCAGCGCUGUGAAACCCGUCCCAACGUUCUCUUCCUCACCCGGGAAUUCACCUUUAAUCCCGACCAGCACGCCUGGGAGGGCAUCUACCGACAUUACUCCGAUCCCGUCUGCUCUCAGCCAACUUUCACCAUAAAGGCCUCGGGCCACUACGCUCAGGGAAACCCCUCUGUGAAGAUCUCAGGGGCAACUGAGUUUGUCUUUAAGGUCACACAGGUGAAAGUAACAGCUGAAGAGGAGUCCACAGCAAAGUUGUUGAACGGGACACGGCCAGGAAAGUGUGGUCGGGCAGGAGGCUGGGAGGUCGGGUUGGAGCAGGACGUGACCCCAACAGCUGGGUGCAACCUGCUGGGCAUCAAACUGCCACAUAAAGAGUACGAGCUCUUCAAGACCGAGCUGGAUCACAGGAAACACCAACUGCUGUUCACCGGAGAGAGACCUACAGAUGGGUCCAGUCCAGACCGACCGCAGGAGAGGCAAACGUCUUUUCAGGCUCCCAUGAUGCUUUGCAGUAUUGGAGAGACACAUGCCUCACAUGGAUUUAACAGCAUGCAGGUUCAGUUAGCAGCCAGUGGCACGGACAGACCAGUGCAGUUUCUGCUACUGAUGCUGGGAUGUAUGCUGUUCAGCUGGUUGUGUUGUUUUUAGAGACAAAGCGCAGAAAACAAGUCUGCUGCACAGCUGAAGUCAUUGAUGGACAUAGUUUCCUGGCAGCUGUCUUUCACUCUUCUUCCAUUUGAUGUUGACCACAUGUGUGAUGGUCAAAUAAAAUCAUGAGACAGACAGGAGAGCUGGAUCAUGUUUGGAAAUCUGGCUGUCAGAUGCUGCCUGUAGCUUCACUUUACUGACUUUUAACUUCAACUGCAUUUCUACCUAAAACUAAUUUGCAUAUAAACCAACAAUUUAUACAAGAGUCGUCAUUUCAGCAUGUACAAAUAUAUUAUUUCAAACCCUGUUUCUUUUAUAUAAUGGUCAGAUGUUCUCAUUUAACAGAUUCAUUGCUUUGGCAGACUUCUGGGCUCGGUUACUUUCUCAUCAAGAUUGAGAGCUGUGGACAUUCCAGCGUACGUCACUUCAGAGCUAAUUUUUAACCAUGAUGCAGUAUAACUAAUGCACUUUGUACAGAAUAUUGACUCCUAAUAAACUGGAAGAAAGAUGGAGAGUACAAAACUUUGUAUCAUGUCUUCUAAUAGCUGACAUCUUCAUUGGUCUGAUGCCACUGUGGUGAAAUGUUGCCUUAUCUCUAUCCUCUGUGAAAUGUUUAAGAUUUUCUAUCAGCUGUCAAUCCAAACAAAUAAAAUGAAUAUUUAUUUUAACCAUU